Molecule: messenger RNA, 3245 nt
Organism: Lucilia cuprina (Australian sheep blowfly)
Lineage: Eukaryota; Metazoa; Arthropoda; Insecta; Diptera; Calliphoridae
Gene: mfrn
Product: mitoferrin
Exons: 6
Coding region: 1322-2509 (395 amino acids)
Biological process (GO): iron import into the mitochondrion
Cellular component (GO): mitochondrial membrane
Molecular function (GO): ferrous iron transmembrane transporter activity
Source: RefSeq, a predicted model, not a curated record
GAAGUAGAGGAGAAUACUUGAAAUAUUUUUUUGUGUAACAAUUUUGAUUUCAAUUUGGCUACGCGUGUUCGAUUUAAUAAAUUUUAUGAGCAUAGAAAAAGUGUUAAUUACUUUAAAUUGAAAGUAAAAUCUUAAAAAGUUCUAAGACUUUUGUUUUUUAAAAGGCAAGAAAAAAAGCAAUUUAUAUUUGAGAGAAACGUGUAAAAAAAACUCUUUUUUUUCGGUGGCUGUAGUUUGUGAGGUGCAUUAAAAUUUAACCGAAAUUCAAGAAAUCCAAAAGAAAAAAAACAAAACUUGCUAAGCUGCUGGUUGGUGAGGCGCAAAUACUGAAUUGAUUGCAUAUUAAGUUUUUUUUGUUCAACAUUUGGAAAGGAACAACAACAAUUAACAGAACUCUAUAAGUGUGUGGAGAUAUUCAAUUAAAAACUACUUAAAUGGUGCUAUAAUUACUAGUUUUCAAGCUAAUUAGUCGGAAUUUUAAGGCAAACAUUAAUUAAGUGGAAAUACUAAAGGUUUUCGAAAGAAUAUAAAAGUUAAAAACAACUGAACUUUGUUACUUGAAUAUUGAAUGGAACUGCAAUUAAAUUGCAAAACAGGAAAGAAUUUUCAUAAUUUUGACAGCAACAAUUUGGGCAAAAGUAAACAAAAUUUGCAAAUACUUUUUAAGAAACUCAAAAGAAGAGGAAGAAAAAACAAGACAACAGCAAUUAAACAACGCCGUUUUGCAUGUUGUUAUCAUUAAAUAUAAGAAAAAGAAAACGAAAAACCACACAACGAAGAAAAAAAGAUAAAAAAUUGCUUUUAUUUACAGCAACAAUAAUAAGAAAAUAAUUAUAAAACACUAGCAGCAGAGAAAUAAAAAAAAAUAUAAAAAAGAGCAAAGUGUGUUAAACGUCAUAAUAGAAACAGAAAAUUAAAAAAAAGAGAGAGCCCCAAUCAGCACAGCCGAGUAGUGGGGGAAACACUAAGCGAAAGCGCAGUUGGAGCAACAAAACACUGGCAUUUUGCAAAACUUGUUCAGUAGUAAGACACUAGGCAGCCGAUUAAAAACACCUCCUAACAAAAAAGAAAAUAAACUAGCUGAGAGAGCUGCCAGCUAGUUAGGUUUUUUUUUUUAAUUUAACAACUAAACAGCAAACACUUCUUAUAACGAUAAACAAAACAAUUUAAAAGAAAUUUAUUUAAAAAAAUCAUCAAGCAGCAGUAAAAUUGCUAAUAAUUUUGUGUGUCUAAUUGCAAACCCCCUAAAAUAAAGCCAUCAGCUGUUAAAACCAUAAAUUCCAUAAAAGUAAAAGAAAAAAACUAAACUACUUGCAGCAAAAUGAAUAUUGACGACUAUGAAUCUUUGCCCACCACAAGUGUGAGUGUAAAUAUGACGGCCGGAGCUAUAGCCGGUGUAUUGGAGCACAUUGUUAUGUAUCCCAUGGAUUCAGUUAAGACACGUAUGCAAAGUUUAUCACCAGCCACAUCAAAAUACAACAUCACAGCCACAUUUACAAAUAUGAUAAAAAAGGAGGGUAUCCUGAGACCUAUACGAGGUGUUAGCGCUGUUGUGGCUGGUGCUGGUCCAGCACAUGCUUUAUACUUUGGUUCCUAUGAAAUGUCCAAAGAGCUGAUGACCAAAGUAACCACACACAAUCAUAUAAACUAUAUGGCUUCCGGUGUUAUUGCUACUCUCAUACACGAUGCCGUUUCAAAUCCUGCUGAGGUUAUAAAACAACGUUUACAAAUGUAUAAUUCUCCUUAUAAAUCGGUGGUGCAAUGCUUGCGUGGAGUUUAUCAACAGGAGGGUAUUAAGGCUUUUUAUCGUUCGUAUUCAACACAAUUGGUAAUGAAUAUACCAAAUCAGACAAUACACUUUUCCACUUAUGAGUUUUUCCAAAAUAUGCUCAAUCAUGAACGUAAAUAUAAUCCUCCGGUUCAUGUUAUAGCUGGCGGUGCUGCUGGUGCUUGUGCGGCUGCUAUUACCACACCAUUAGAUGUUGUUAAAACACUAUUGAAUACUCAGGAAACUGGUUUGGUUAAGGGCAUGAUGGAAGCCAUCAGAAAGAUAUAUGCAGUGGCUGGUCCUCUCGGCUUCUUUAAGGGUUUAACCGCUCGUGUCCUUUAUGCAAUGCCAGCGAAUGCUAUUUGUUGGUCCACUUAUGAAUUUUUCAAAUUCUAUUUAUGUGGCAUCGAUCGUGAUCUCUACAAAUCGACAAUAACGGGUAAAAAUGCGCUGCAACCACGUCAAACCUCCACAUCCGAUAUAGUUAGCGAUAUACACAUACCUAAUGCAUAUCUUAUGGUACCAGUGCCCGAAACUAGUGAAGAAUUCAAGAAUCCCAAAGAAUCAUCAACAACAACACCACAACAGCCUCAUACACCAGCCACAACUACAGCCCUACCAACUGGUCCCAUUAAAACAGUUUGUGAACUGUCCACCAGCGUUACAUCACCCACCCUUAAUCUGACCACUAGACAUACAGAUGUUAAAAGUCCCUUCGACAGAGGUUUCUCAAGUCCAUAAGCACAAAAUAUAAAUUAUUGAAUAAAUUACAACAACAACAACAAAUAUAUUCCCAACGUUUGUUAAAAAUUGCUUAAGCUACCUUAAUAUAACAACAUACAAACCUGCCUAAUAACAACAUCUAUAAAAAAGGAAAAAAGAACACAGUCCUUGAUAAAAAAAAUCAUUGUAAAUCAACGAAAACUUAUGCUCAUUUUUUUGAAACAAGAUGACUCGCCUGUGAGUUCCAGCAGCAUCUUGUUGAAAACGCUGUUUGUUUUGAUUGUUUGUUUGUAUAUACGCUGCAGCAAUCUAAACCUUAAGGGAAUAUAUUUAUCACAUUAAAAUGAGCAUAUAGCUAUACCUAAUGAUGGAUGUGAUGCGUGUGUUUUUUUUUUUUUUUGUACAUGUGUAAAAAAUGCAAGAUCUAAAAGCGUGUAUUUAUUGUAAAAUAUUUAAGCUGAAAAACAAAACAACUGUAUUGCAAAACCUAGUUUUGCCUUAAACCUUUGGCUUUGCAUUUUAAAGAUUUUUUUUGUUAAAUAAUAUCACAAAAUAACAGCUUUCUCUUCAGCUUUCAUCCUUCUGUAAACCUCUUAAGAAAAACCCUCUUUAACUUUCGAAUGCAUAGUCACAAGUGUGGUGAUUUUUUAUUAUUAUUUUUAUUAUAAUUAUAUAUUUUUAAAAAUCAAAAACUAUUCUGUCAUGUAAUAUAUAGUAUAUUAUUAAACAAAUAAAAUCCUUAUCGUUAUUAUUA